UGUACUUAGUCGUCAAGUCUUUUUUUAGACAGUACGCAAGCCGUAUUUUGGACAUUUAAACAAAGCUGAAUAACAAAUCAAACUAAAGGAAGACGACCCCGCGGGGAUUUUCUGAAAACGAAAAUCCAGAGCGGGAGGAAAUGGGAGAGAAAUUCCGAGAGGCCGCUCGAGUUGUGGCCAAAACAGGGCUUUUGUUUUAAGGGAGGACUGUUCUCCUGUCAUUUCUCUCUCCUGAUGUCCCCUUCUGCAUCGUAAAUUCAUGAUCACAUGACUUUGGAUAUGGACGCGGUCCUGUCCGACUUUGUCCGUUCUACUGGAGCUGAACCUGGACUGGCCAGAGACCUGCUAGAGGGCAAGAACUGGGACCUCUCAGCUGCAUUGAGCGACUAUGAACAGCUGAGACAAGUGCACGCCGGUAACCUGUCAUGCACCUUUACAGAGGAGAGAGAGUACCCCACUGUUGAUAAGGAGAUGGCUCGGAUGGGGCGGCCCCUCUUGCAUCGCCAAGAUGAGGUUUGGCAAGCAGCCACAGAGAAGCGCUUGUCGAGGGGGAUUUCCCAUGCCAGCUCCACCAUCGUCUCUCUGGCCCGUUCGCACGUGUCCUGUAUGGGCGGCAUCAACGAGCCACUUCUCGACACUCCGCUCUGCACCUUCCAAUUACCCGACCUCACCGUCUUCAGAGAUGACUUCCGCGGCUUCAUUGAAAGAGACCUCAUUGAGCAGUCAAUGAUGGUGGCGUUGGAGCAUGCUGGCCGGCUAAACUGGUGGACUCAUUUGGGGACUGGCUGUCAGAGCUUAUUGCCUCUGGCUACUAGUGGCGAUGGGAAUUGCCUGUUACAUGCAGCCUCUCUGGGUAUGUGGGGCUUCCAUGAUCGAGACCUGAUGUUGCGGAAGUCUCUCUAUGCGCUGAUGGAUCAUGGGCAGGAAAGAGAGGCUCUAAAGCGCAGAUGGAGAUGGCAGCAGACCAUGCAGAACAAAGAGUCAGGGCUGGUGUACACGGAGGAAGAGUGGCAAAAAGAGUGGAAUGAGUUGUUGAAGUUGGCGUCUAGUGAACCCAGGAUACACUACAGCACCAACGGCAGCAACGGUGCUGAGUCGCAAGAGGAGCCGGUGUAUGAGAGUCUGGAGGAGUUUCAUGUGUUCGUUCUGGCUCACGUGCUCCGCAGACCGAUUGUGGUGGUGGCCGACACCAUGCUGCGAGACUCUGGGGGAGAAGCUUUUGCACCAAUCCCAUUUGGAGGGAUUUACCUGCCCCUGGAAGUAGCAGCCAGCAAGUGUCACCGCUCCCCUCUUGUUCUGGCAUAUGACCAGGCCCAUUUCUCAGCCCUGGUCUCAAUGGAGCAGAAGGACAGUUCAAAAGAACAAGUGGUUAUCCCAUUGACAGACUCAGAUCAUAAGAUGCUGCCUUUGCACUUUGCUGUGGAUCCAGGGGAAAACUGGGAGUGGGGCAAAGAUGACAACGACAAUGUGAUGCUAGCAAGUGUAACACUAUCUCUGGAGGCCAAGCUCCAUCUGCUACACAGCUACAAGACUGUCACUUGGCUUCCUCUACCAUGUGAGGUACAGCAAGCUCCACUUGCCCAGCCAGAGUCACCUACAUCUGCAGGAGAGGAUGCCCGCACCCCUCCAGACUCUGGAGAGUCCGAUAAGGAGUCAGUCAGCAGCAGUUCCAAUGGCAAUGGAGACAGCAGUACUGCUGGAACCAGUUGGGGACCAGGCAAAACAAGUGGUGGAACUUCCAGUUCUUCUAGCUCAUCCAGUAACAGCUCGACAGGGCUGACCGGCACAAUUGGCAAGGAGAAGGGCAAGAAAGACAAAGACAAGGAUAAGGACAAGAAACGCGCAGACUCUGUUGCCAACAAGCUGGGCAGCUUUGGCAAAAGCCUGGGCAGUAAGCUGAAGAAGAAUGUGGGAGGACUGAUGACAGGGAAGAAUGCAAGUGGGAGUGGAGGCAAACUGGAGGGCCAGGAAAAGAUGAAAGGCUGUCUGAGAGGUACCAAGGGCAGUAAAGAUAGCUCUCCCUCCAUUCAGACCGGCUCUGAGGACUCAGGGAAAGGGUCACCCUCCUCAAACAGCGAGCGUCAAAAUGGAAACUGCUCUUCCGAAGGUGACCCUUUCAAGUACAGUUCAGAUGUGAAGGUGAGUCUUAGCAUCCUCCGAUCUACCAUGCAAGGUGAGAGAAAGUACAUCUUUGCUGCUGUACUCACUACCAGCAACCGGCAGCCAUUCCAGGAGGAGAUGAUCCAGCGCUACCUGUUGGAUGCAGAGGAGCGAUUUCGCGCAGAGCAGGAGCAGAGGAGGGAAGCUGAACGCAAAGCUGCGGGUGGUCUUGGAACGACCGGUGGAUCCCAAUUAAAAAAGGAUGGUCUGGAUCUGAGUUACCGAGGUUUUGAAGGCAAGGAGGAAGCUACUGAUAACUCCCCUCCUAACUUCAGUGCUUUGCAGUCCUCCUCUUUCAGCCCAGCCAUGUACUCUGGUGUUGUCCCCAUACCAAGGCCUACCAUCAUUGAUCAUUCUCCUUCCCCAAUCACCCAACAUCUGCAUAUGCGUGGAUACAUGGAUACUCGACGGCAACUUGCAGGAGGAUCACCAUCCUCUUACCCUGGCCUGCCAUCCUAUGCUACCCUACCCCGACACUGCCCCCUAGCACAGGGUCCUCCCCAUACCCAGUGCCAUCCACCUUCCACCACUUUGGGGAGCCCGUCCCGUAUCACUCCCUGCCUGACAUCUUUUUCUCAGGAGCAUGACCCAACUGAAUACCCUAACAAACCAACCAGGGGAGGGUACACAAAUGGCUUGCGGGACUUCCCCUCUAAUUUGGACAGUCACAAUGGGCCAAUGCCAGUGAGACAUUAUUCCUUAGGCAGUGCAGGUGGCCUGGCCAAUCUGCAGUCAAGCAGAUGCAGAACACCUUCCUGCAAUUACUAUGGUCACCCAGAGACGGGCAACUACUGCUCGUACUGCUACAGAGAGGAGCUGAAGAAAAGGGAAACAGAGCCAGCCAUUCACAGGUUCUGACUAGACAGCCGGUUCUGUUUUCUCUUUGAGAUGAGAUCAGCCUUUCCGAACCGGGUUACUGAGACUCCGUGAGUAAGGGGACAAUGGCGAUUGGCCGUGGUGGAACUGGGACUGCUGUUGUGUUACAUUUGCUGUGGCUCAUAGGCAGGAGCUUUAAGCUCCUCCCACAUUUGCUUUGUUGUGGUCAUCCUCUUAGCUGUCUCCUCUAGUGGCGAGAAUGUAAAGCACAGGCAAAUAGACAUUGGAGCACAAUGUGCUUCCUUGCAUCACACAAACAUGCGUAUACCCCAAAAAUACACAUUAAGCACAACCAGAAAAUGCUUAUGAGCUGCAUUUGUAUAAAAUAAUAGACAUUUAGAGAUGGUAUCGGAUUUCAGCUGCAAUCGUUAUAAAAUUUGCUAUAUUGCAGUUUUUAAGUCAACAAUACAAUGUCAACUGAAAGUGAGCGCGUUCCACGAGGGCUCAUUUGUUUCAUGCUCUAAUACUUUAACCUGCACCCCUUUUGAAGACAUAACCAGCUGGCUUAAAUUAGCUGUCUUCAGAAAUGGUGCUUUCUUGCUUCUAAGAUGUUCAGCUUGAACCUUGACAGCUAAAGGUUUUGCUUUAGAUCUCUCUCACUCCAUCACACAUAAUGUCUAUAUUAUAAAUUACUGUUGUUUACGUUCUAUUAUAUGAAGCCCCUUAGAGGACAAGGAAGGAAUUUAUUUUAUGAAAACAAAUACAAUUACUGAUUCCCCUUUGCAAUAGUUUUGCAUUCCCGUGCAGUUUUGGGUUCACUCGCAAAGCUUUAUCCAUACCUAACGAAAAGGAACUAUUCUUUUACUACAUUAUCUGUAGUACUACGGUAUUUGGUGGGAAGAAUGGUUUUAAAAAUCAUGGUACGUGUACCACAAAUGAAUCGUGGUGUAACUGUAGUAAAACAGUUGUUUUUGUUUUCUUCAGAAUGAUUGAAGAUUGUAUUUUUACUAUAGUUUUACUACAAAUAUCAUUGUUGAAAUAUGGUUACUGUAGUAAAACCAUGGUAAAUUAAUUUUCAUGAGGGAUGUAUUAAGCUAUUGGAACGGAACCCAAAAUAAUUGUAAGGUAACGCGUAACAUUGCAAAGAGACGCAAACCUUUUUGUAAGAAAACACAAACUAUUGCGAACAGAAACAGAAGAAGUGAAGAAAGUGUUUAAGUGCAAAACCUUUUAAAUUAGAUCCAAGUUGAUGCCCUUCAUCAAGGACAGUCAUUAUUAUUGUCCAUAGAAGAUAUGAUGAUUUGCAUAGUCCCAUCCUAAUGUUAAUACAUGGGAUGAGCACCAAGUCCCCAUUUUUUAGGAAUGGUACAUUGUUCAGUAUUUAUACUGAAGUAUUAUACUAAUAAAUUAGCUCUAGUCAAGCAAGUUACUGACAGGUCAAAAGAGCCCAAUAUUGAAAACAAUUUCUGACAUCUUAGAAGUAAGCUCCCUUUAAAUGUUACUGCUUCAAAUAAAACAGGAUGUUCCUUGAUAUCAGGCUACCCUCAAAUUCCCAGGACAUAUUCCAUUGCAUAAAGACAUCGCAUUUUUGCCCCAUAUACUUAUGACGGAGCAGUCGGUAGACUUUGCUGCACAAAUUCAAGCACUUUUCUUGUGACCAGAGGUUGAACGUGUAAGAUUGUGGGUUUAAGACGUGACAAUGAUAAGACAGACAUGUUGCUGUCCUUCUUGUCUGGCUAUCAUACAGCGAUUUGCUCCAUUCUAGAGCUUGCAGUUUCCUCUUGUGGACUGCGGAGGUCAGGGUUUGGCUUUAGGUGCCACUGUGUUGCGUGCAAGCUCACUUGUUUCCUAGUUGCCUUUACAGUCUUAGUUCAAUCCUUCAGGGGAUUGAUGAACUGAAUUUCUACUUUUGUUUGUUUUUGAGUUCACAGUGCUGAUUAUAGUGUUGUCAAAAUACGUGGACAUUUGAGAUCUCUCGGGAUCUAAACUGACAAAUUAUUUUAUGACAAACGUGACCUUUCAAAAAUCCUGUUAUGCCGUUAACAGACAGUACAGCCUUUGUUAAAGCCAGCUAGUUGUUAAAGGGUUCAUUCACCUAAAAAUGAAAAUUCGAUCAUCAUUUACUCACUCAUGUAAUUCCAUGUAAAUAUGUAUGACUUUUUAAAAGCACCAUUAAUGUGGUUCAUACGACUCAUGCAUUAUUGACACAAGUCUUCUGAAGCCGUAGGAUAGCUAUGUAGGGAUGAUCAGUUGCUAUUCAAUGAAAAUCUUCCCUUCCGCCAUAGCUCUCAAGUCUCAUUCAUAUAGUAUAUUCAUAUACUCUAUAUUUAGCAAGAUUUUCAGGUCUGUCAUUUCUUCUUAGGACUUGAACGUUUGUGCACAAGUUGAAUGAACUACAUUUAUGGUGCAUUUUUGUGCAAAAACUAUUCAUUUGCAUUGCCUGGACAUUAUGUUAAUCAUUCUUUACCUAUUGAAACAACAUGAGGGUGAGUAAUUGAUGACAGAACUUUAUUUUUGAGUGAACUAUUCCUUUUAACUGAAGUGACAACUCUCAUUGCUCAUGUGAAAUGGGCUCAAUGUUGCUGCUGUUAUCAUGUUCAUUUGAAAAGCUGAUGUUGGUAGCUGUUAGUGUACUGCACUGGUGGUAGAUUCUCCCACCUUUAAAACAUUCAAUACAAAUGUAGUCAGUCGUAUGCAAAUAUGUGUAUAACUCUGUCAGCUCAAGGCCACAUCACUUGUUAAAUGUUUCAACAUUUGCAUGAUGAAUUAUACAGUUCUAUAUGAUAGGCUAGUAUGCUAACACAAUUUACUAACCUACAACAUACCUCUUUGUGUGGUUUGUACCUAUACCGAUCAGCCAUAACAUUAAAACCACCUGCCUAAUACUUUGUAGGUCCCCCUCGU
Messenger RNA from Xyrauchen texanus (razorback sucker), 5880 nucleotides. RefSeq names its product OTU domain-containing protein 7B-like. Gene Ontology annotation, biological process: protein K63-linked deubiquitination; protein K48-linked deubiquitination; protein K11-linked deubiquitination. Gene Ontology annotation, cellular component: cytoplasm; nucleus. Gene Ontology annotation, molecular function: zinc ion binding; cysteine-type deubiquitinase activity; K63-linked polyubiquitin modification-dependent protein binding. The record is from RefSeq and is a predicted model, not a curated record. Lineage: Eukaryota; Metazoa; Chordata; Actinopteri; Cypriniformes; Catostomidae.